This is a messenger RNA of Pristis pectinata (smalltooth sawfish), 1673 nucleotides long. Its product is annotated as transmembrane 4 L6 family member 20-like. The record is from RefSeq and is a predicted model, not a curated record. The transcript has 4 exons. Lineage: Eukaryota; Metazoa; Chordata; Chondrichthyes; Rhinopristiformes; Pristidae. The coding region runs from base 5 to 730 and encodes 241 amino acids. Gene Ontology annotation, cellular component: membrane.
AGGAAUGCCUUGCUUCACUUUGUUUAAUGGCUCUUGCCUCCUGGCUUUAACGAUUUUGGCUAUUAUUCUGAAUGCAAUACCUCUGAUUGUGGACUAUCAUGAUGGCAAGAUAUUUCGGAACUCCAUAUCAUGUUAUGAAUGGUUGCUGCCUGGUGUUUUUGGAGGUGGGAUCUUGGUUAUUCCAGCUGUAUCCAUGUCUUUGGCAGCUCGAAAGGGACAAAAUUGCAAUACCAGAACUGGGUUCCUACUGUCUGCACUUCUCAGUCUGAUCAGUGUUGUUGGAGCCCUCUAUUGUGCUUUGGUUUCACUUUAUUCCCUUGUGAAGGGGCCAUUGAUCUGCAAUGCAGCAAGUCAAAGUGUAGACAACUGUAACUUUUCAAUCGAAGACAUAAGCUCUCUUUCAAAUCUCAAGAUUGAUUUAAAGUGGUUUCUGGAAGAUAAAUGCGGGAUUAAUCAAACUGGCUUUCAAACUGAACCAACACACCUACCAAAUACCAAUUUUAGCAGUGUCGCUAUCAAUGAAUCACUGGUUUCCGGUACUAAAGCUGAACCAAAUGCUCAAACCUCAGCGAUACACGCAGAGCUUCAAAAGACAAUUCACAUGAUCACCUUCGUUGGACUUCUUUUGGUUGGGAUAUUGGAAGUUAUUGUCAGCGUGAUGCAAAUAAUCAUUGGAGUUUGUGGCUGUUUCUGCAAAACAUCGAGAAGAAAUGACGCUGGACCUGUGUAAUAAAUCAUUCCCGUCCAUAAAAAAUAAAGCUCCUGUACAGACAGACACCAAUUAUAUCCUUCCUGAAUGUGCCAAUGCUUGUGAAAACUGAAUUGUACAGCAACUCCUGCCUAACUCUCCACCAGCAAAAAAAUCACUGUUUGACAGCCUUACUUAACCUGGUUUCAAACCUCUUACAUGUUGAAUGGAUACCAUUACCCUGCACAAGUGUCUAAUUGUUUAUAUGCAAACUUGCACAAUCCUUAUGUAACCAAGAUUGACUCCAGAAUGUCUCCUACAUGAGUGUUAUUAUUACUUUGUAUGAUGUUUACAAUAGAAAAUCUAGCUGCUAUUGGUUGUAAUCUAGUACACAAGUGUGGUGUAUUGUUCUCAUUUCUUCACCUGGUUACUUCCACUGGCUUAGAAAGAGGGAGUUAAUGAAGGAAAGGAGUAUCUGAGAAGACUGCAGUGGGUUGUGGUUGCAGGGCAGUUGGAUGGAAUGAUGACAGGUAUGGGAUAUGGGCUAGAAUAUGUUUGUGUUCACUUAAGAGUGUGGUCAGAAUGUAUCUAGUAACAAUUCUAUGUUUGUAUAAAUAAUUCUCAUGCAAGCAUACAGAAGGUAAGAAACCGAAGCAGGAGUUAACCAAACAAGCCCUUGAGCCAUUGAAUAAGAUCAUGACUUUUUGGCCUCAACAUCACUUUCCACACUCUCCCCAGACCUCUUGACUCACUUGAAAUUUAAAUGGCUGCCAACCUCCACCUUAACUACAUUCAAUGACACUAUCUCCACACCUCGCUGGAUGAGAGAAUUCCAAAGAUUCAUGACUCUACAGCAGAGUCUGGUCUCCAGUUAUCCUGCACCUCCUGGCCAUUGCACCAGGACUUCACUCUGUCAGACCAAUGCUGUUGUUGGUAUGUAACAGCCAUUUUAUAUAAAAGAAAAAAUAUCACACAGAGGCAAGUA